This is a messenger RNA of Colletotrichum navitas, 297 nucleotides long. RefSeq lists its product as uncharacterized. Bases 1 to 297 code for a protein of 98 amino acids. NCBI's taxonomy places the organism in Eukaryota, Fungi, Ascomycota, Sordariomycetes, Glomerellales, Glomerellaceae. The record is from RefSeq and is a predicted model, not a curated record. The transcript is spliced from 4 exons.
AUGUCUAAGGCCGCCGCUGCCGCCCCGCCUAUCUUCGAGGUUUCUGAGACCCCCAUUACCGGCUACAAGGGUGUCCCUAGAAAGUUCGUCAGGAUCAAUCCCAACCCCGCCAACUACUCCGGAGUGAACCUCAACGCGCUUUCUGUUACCGAGCUUGGUACUAUCCCAGCGAAUCACACAUACUUCAACGACAAAGUGCAUCUCCGACGUCGCUUGGAGCACUGUGGGAAUUUUAGCCAUCUGGGUGGCAUUAGCCAUGAGAGGACUUACCUCGUCCCCAUGUGCAACGACAACUAG